UUUGGAUAGCAGGAGCAUUAGCGAAAAUGGCGUUUGCUGGGAAUAUUCAGACUUUUCGAAAAAACCGUCCAUCACAGUAUUUUCCGUUCAAAAUAAUCUCGAACCAAGCAUCCGACUUUGGGGAGGAUGAUUUUAGCACCGAGUAUGACAACAAUUUUGUGCCGUUCAGUAACUCUUCGAAACCAGUGCUGCGACGUGAUCAGAUGAGAGAAGUUUACAAGGAAAAAUUGGCAUUGACCCUAACGAAGAAUGCGAACGAACAGUUGGAAACGAUUCAUCGGCAGGAAGAGGAACGCAAGCAGCUGAGAAAACGGAUGAAUUAUUACAUGGCAAAGGAAAACGAGCAGGCUCCUCAGUACAGUCUACGGCGCACGGACGAUGUGGUAACAUUCUGGAGUUAUCGCUCUCGGUCAAACGCCAACCAUCGACGAAACAACGAUUUUACCAAAUCCCACGACGAGAAACUGGACGUUCAGUUUGAAUAAACGGAAUCAUUAAUACAUUUCAUUGCUUAUAAUUGGUUGCUUUAUUGCGUUGGCUUAUUGUAAAAUCAUCAAGUUUUAGGCUUUCUCGUCUGAGGCCUGGGUAGCCCCGGACGCUACCGACUGUCCAUCGUCGGCGGGUGCAUCCUGGCACGAUAGCGACGGGAACUUCUGGUACAGAGCAGCGCGGUACUUCGGAUGGCUGAUGCCGUACACAAUCGGGUUGUAGACGGCGUUGGCCUUGGCGAACAGCGAGCCCCAGAUGGUGGCCAGCGGGCUGAUCGGAGCAGCCUUGAAGAUUCCGGCGAAGUUGAUGACCAGAUACGGAGUCCAGGCCAUGAACCAGAGCGAGAUGGUGACCAGGGCGACCUUGGCCAGCUUCAUCUCGGUGCUGGUGUUCUGGGCUUCCUGCGUACGCAGCGAGGCGACGUUCAUCUUCUUGGCCUGCUCGCGCAUGUUCUUCUCGUGUGCGGACACAGCCUUCAGGAUGAAGGUGUACGAGUAGAU
Molecule: messenger RNA, 989 nt
Organism: Anopheles stephensi (Asian malaria mosquito)
Lineage: Eukaryota; Metazoa; Arthropoda; Insecta; Diptera; Culicidae
Exons: 2
Coding region: 27-485 (152 amino acids)
Source: RefSeq, a predicted model, not a curated record